CCAGCGGAAAGAGGAAGAUAGAGGCUAUUCUUCAUCUGCUUCUGCGCCAAACAACGCUAAACGAGGCGAUACGUUAAGAAGAAUUCACUGCACAUCUGUAGGAACUUUACAAAGUCAACUGAUGUUGUUUUGCGUUUGACAAGGUGAAACGGAGAACCUUUCUUCCACCUUUCUUCAAGCACCCGCACAAAUCUGUCGAGCGAUGCUUCCGAGUCCCGUAACCUCAACUCCGUUUUCGGUAAAGGACAUCCUCAAACUGGAACAGCAACACGCUCUGAACCCCAGUGGAUUGAUGGGAGUUGAGCAGGACACUGUACCGCUGCAGUCGCUUCAGCUUCAGUGCAUGCAGAGCACACUGAGCCGGAGUCUGGAUCUCCUCUACAGCCCCGAGAAGCACAGCGCGAUCGCUGCGGAACAGGUGAAAUGCGCCCUGAGUUCAGAUGACUUUGACAUGGUCAGAAGCUCCUGCGGGUCUCCAACGGAGGAGGAGAUGGAUCCAAAUGAAGACACAAGCAUGUGUCCAUUUGACGACUCCAGUUACAAUGGUAGAAAAGAUGAAACACCGCGGGAGAAACCCAAGCAGAGGCUGCGCAGGAAACCCCGCGUGCUCUUCUCUCAAACUCAAGUGUUUGAGCUGGAAAGACGCUUCAAGCAGCAGAGAUACCUUUCCGCACCCGAGCGAGACCACCUGGCUCAUGUUCUGAAGCUCACCUCGACACAGGUCAAAAUAUGGUUCCAGAACCGGAGGUACAAGUGUAAGAGACAGCGACAGGAUAAAAGUCUCGAGCUGGCCGGCCCGCGGAGGGUGGCGGUGCCCGUGCUGGUGCGAGAUGGCAAACCCUGUCAUGGAGCUCCUUACAAUGUCACUGUAUCAUAUCCCUACAAUAAUUAUUACAACAGCUAUGGAAAUAACCCGUACCACUGUAACUUCACUUCUGUGCCCUCGUUUGCCAACACAAGUCAAAUACCGAACCACUUUGUGGAUAUGAAUUUGACGACGGGAAGUGUCGAUGGGAUCAGAACUUGGUGAGACUUGACAUCAGUCAUGAGAAGAUUUUGGAUUAAGACUAUUUAACCGAAUGGCACUGAGGAGAAAACACUGUCAUAUAUUGUUGUCUGAUUUUUUUAUAUAUUUUUUUUUGUUUUUAUAUCAGUGGUUUACAAAACAAUCGACACCAAAUAAAGACUAAAUAUUUAAUAAGGUU
Molecule: messenger RNA, 1205 nt
Organism: Ctenopharyngodon idella (grass carp)
Lineage: Eukaryota; Metazoa; Chordata; Actinopteri; Cypriniformes; Xenocyprididae
Gene: nkx2.7
Product: NK2 transcription factor related 7
Exons: 2
Coding region: 203-1030 (275 amino acids)
Biological process (GO): regulation of transcription by RNA polymerase II; cell differentiation
Cellular component (GO): nucleus
Molecular function (GO): DNA-binding transcription factor activity, RNA polymerase II-specific; RNA polymerase II cis-regulatory region sequence-specific DNA binding
Source: RefSeq, a predicted model, not a curated record